Messenger RNA from Erythranthe guttata (spotted monkey flower), 435 nucleotides. The record is from RefSeq and is a predicted model, not a curated record. NCBI's taxonomy places the organism in Eukaryota, Viridiplantae, Streptophyta, Magnoliopsida, Lamiales, Phrymaceae.
AUGUUUUGCUGUGUGCGCACAAGAGGCCGGAAAGAGCGGAAUUUUGAUACUACUCAACCGCUUCCUGCAGUUGGAAAACCCAAAUCUCAGCCGCCUCCGCCUCCGCCGCCGCAGUUUCCGCCGGGGAGUUACGGGUAUGAUGGCAAGAGUGGAAAGUCCGGCCCGGGUAAUGGCUUGAAGGAUGGGAAUAUGGUCGUUCUUGCAGGAGCAUGUGCCGCCACAGUUGCUACGGCCGCCGUCGUGACGGCGGCCGCCGACGAAAGUGAACAGCGUGAUCGGGGUGGUGCCGCCGGCGGCGGCGGCGGCGGGUGCGGCGCUGGAGGUGGGGAUGGCGGCGGCGGUACCUCACAGGGAUGUUGCUGCGGUGGGGGUGAUGGCGGUGGUGGGUGCGGUGGUGGUUGCGGCGGUUGUGGUGGUGGUGGUUGUGGAGGUUAA